UCGUCUGUCUCGGCAGGGGCACAUCGGGUCACCAGAUAUGACAGCGGGCACUGGGUCACCAGGCAUCAGGUCAUUUGGCUCGCCAGCGGGCACCGCGUCAUCUGGCAAGGCAGUGGGCACCGAGUCACCAGGCACGACAGCGGGUCUGAGUCAACUGGCAUGACAAAGCGGGGCACCGGGUCAUCAGGUACCGGAUUGUCUGGCUCGACAGUGGGCAUCGGGUCACCAGGCAUCAGGUCAUUUGGCUCGCCAGCGGGCACCGCGUCAUCUGGCAAGGCAGUGGGCACCGAGUCACCAGGUACGACAGCGGGCUCUGAGUCAAUUGGCACGACAAGCGGGCACCGGAUCAGGUACCUGAUUUCUGGAUCAACAGCGGGCAUCGAGUCAACUGGCCUAAUAGGAUCUAGAGGCAUCAGGCUGAGUAGAGGCAUCAGGCUGAGUAGAGGCAUCAGGCCUGAGUAGAGGCAUCAGGGC
This is a messenger RNA of Staurois parvus, 474 nucleotides long. The record is from the annotation of a GenBank genome assembly. NCBI's taxonomy places the organism in Eukaryota, Metazoa, Chordata, Amphibia, Anura, Ranidae.